GCCACCUCCCUGUGUGGCAUCUGCACAGGCACAAUGGUCAGGUCUCAGCGUGGCCAGACCCAGCCCGCCUCUCGUUUUAUUUCCAACUCCAGCAGGCCUUGAGAAGGCGGUGCUGACCUGACAGCUGGGCUCUAUUAAUAGCUCCAGGAGGCCUAGGGGCUUGGAAACAGGGGGUGGUCCCUGCUGAUCUGAGCCAGCAGGUUGGGUUGUAUAGAUUUACUGUGUAAAAAUGUAACUCGGAGAAGCAACAGACAUGCUUGUCAGUCACAAGAUGUGCGUUUGCAUCUGAGCUGAUCUCUAAGAAAACAAACGUACUAAAACCAGUUCCGCAGUGAGGGGUCUGAUCGCAUUCCGGGUACUGAAGGAUGUCUUUGUCCAAAGAGAUCUCCAGGAUCCUGUUUGGGUGUCUGGAAACAGGGGUCAUUUCAAAAGUAAUUGCAAAGGAACUUGAAGAAUCAGGGGCCGGCUGGCCUCCUGUUAGAAACCCAGCCCAGCGUUUGCUGAGCUUUCGUUUCCAAAGCAGGUCACCCCAUCCACAGAUUCACAAACUCGGUCCAACAGCUUGGAAGGCUUUUAUUUUCAAACAAGUUAUCUUCUGGCUGUUGGGCCACCUAGAAUUGCAGAUUUUCUUUUUCUUUCAUGUGUUUCCAAACACGGGGUGAAUGAAAACAAGAAAAUAAAACAAGACCUUUUCUGAUGAGAUGAGGUCAGACUUUGGCACUUGUGCAGGAAACACAAAGACGUCAUUUGAUGUGGGCAUUGUCAAGUGUCAAGUCCCACUGUACACUGAAUUACUGCUCUCCAGCACAGAAGCGGAAUGGAAGGAUGAGGCUCAGUGUGUUUUCCUUUUAGCCGUUUGGUCAGUGGUGCCACCUCCAGCCCAGAGAUGCUGCCAAGAUGCCCGAGAGUUCCUGGAAGCUGCUCUUUUACAGUUUGUCCUGGUCCUACAGCUCCUACCUGCUCUUCUGCACCCGGUACACAUUCUUCCAGGACCCCCCCUCUGCCUUCUAUGACUGGAAGAGAGGGAUGUCUGUGCCCACUGACAUUGCCGUUGCUUACCUGAUCCAGGGCAGCUUCUACGGGCACUCUAUAUAUGCCACGGUCUACAUGGACACCUGGCGCAAGGACUCGGUGGUCAUGGUGGUCCAUCACCUCAUCACCUUGGCUCUCAUCGCCUUCUCGUACGCUUUCAGGUACCACAACAUUGGGGUGCUGGUUCUUUUCCUGCACGACAUCAAUGACAUCCAGCUGGAGUUCACCAAGGUCAACGUCUAUUUCAAGAACAGGGGAGGGGUCUACCACAUCUUCAACGACAUUGUCUCCACCAUGGGCUGCGUCACGUUCAGCAUCAGCUGGUACUGGUUCCGACUUUACUGGUUUCCCCUUAAAGUGCUCUACGCCACCUGCAUCUCCAGCCUGCACACUGUCCCCAACAUCCCCUUCUACUUCUUCUUCAAUGCCCUGCUGUUGGCGCUGACCCUGAUGAAUAUAUACUGGUUUCUGUACAUCCUGCUGUUCGUGGCGAAGGUGCUGACAGGGCAGAUGACGGAGGUGAACGACGUUCGGGACUACGACGUGGAGGACAGCAAGAAGCCAGCGCUGCUCCAGAGACGGGACAGCCUGCCCUACUGCAACUCCUGGAAACAGAGGAAACACCUGAAGAAUGGGAUUGUAAAGGACAAACACACAUAAUGACGCCCCCUAACUCCACCUUCUGGCAAUUAGCUGUAGCUACAAGGAAAUAGAUUAACUAAUUCACAGCAGUAGCCCGACUUGCUUGCUGGCCUAGAGAAAAGAAAACCCUGUCUAGGCUUUUAUUUUUUUUUAAACAGCACUGUGAAUGUGGUUUUCAAUUACUUUUGUCUUACUGUGAAGUUGUGUGUACAGAAAAGAAGGUGGAUGUAGGUGAUGUGGGUGCCUUGAAUGUUUGCUGUAGUGUCCCGAGCGUAUGUAAAAUGUUGACAUAUUAACAGUGUACAUCGAGAUUGUUUUAACCCUCUCCUGCUAUGAUCCUCAACAAGGUAUACAAAUCUAGAGGUGUAUAUAUAUAUGCUUGGACUUAUUGCAAUAACACAGGCAGGUCAUUCAACCUGGACUGCCGAUUUUUAAACCUUUUUAAAGAAGCCGAGAGUCUGGUCACUCUUUUAAGUGAUUUUAAGAAAACCCAAGUGAAGUAAUGGCUAUUUAAUGGUGUCCACCACAUGUGAACCCCUUCUGGCUUGCCAAAUAGCACCAAGCAGUAUUUGUGUUAUUGUACAUAUGGAGUUUAGUUGCCAUUACAUUAGGGAACUGGCACACCACGAGGUACUGAUACAGUAUUUGCCAUGAUCAAAGGAGGUCUGCUUUUUCUGGGAGAAAGGGACAGUGCUGCUUAGUACAGGUUUAUCAGAAUGUGAAAUUUCCUACUUUUAUUUUGAGGCAGAGUGAACUUUUGUUUGCGUAUUUGUACUACACCCUUUCUUAGCAGAAUGUUAGUUCCUAGACAUGGGAUUCCACUGGCACUGCGUUUUUGCUGUUCAAUUCUGUAUUUUGUAAUGUUGACAUGGUUAGUUGGCUGAAAGCUGAGUAACAACAGCAUACUUCAGAAAAAAGAUUAAAUUCAGAUUUUAGGAAAAAAUCAAUUUGAUUUGAUUCAAGAAAGGUUGAACAACAGACUUUUUCCCAACAUUUUUUCUGCACCAGUUUUUGAGUAUAUUGCAUCCAGUGUCCAGGCUAUGUGGCUGAAAACCUAUUCCUGUGCAACAAAAAGCUUUGUAAUUUCCUCCCUAUCAACACACCUUUUAUAAAGCAUGUUCAGUGUUACCGUUCAAUCACUCACAAUGUGAUCAUUCAAAUAUGACAUGUACUUUGUUUUUGUAAUAAAAAAAAUGACUAUGAGAAACACCUGC
Messenger RNA from Lepisosteus oculatus (spotted gar), 2888 nucleotides. Lineage: Eukaryota; Metazoa; Chordata; Actinopteri; Semionotiformes; Lepisosteidae. The record is from RefSeq and is a predicted model, not a curated record.